UGAAAUCGCCAGAAAUCAGCUGUAUUUCGUUGGGCGCGUAAAUUGUGCAGCGUGCAUUUUAUUGUUGUUGUUUUGUAAUAACUGUUUUUAUGUAGUUAUUUGUGCCAAAAAUGUUGAACUUAAACUGCGUCAUAUGCGCCGAAUUAUUUGGUCAGGCCGACGAGGUGUUUGCCACAAUGUGUGGGCACAUGUUCCACCACAGUUGUCUCAACCAAUGGCUCGAUCGCUCGAAGACCUGUCCCCAGUGUCGUAACAAGUGCACAACUCGCAACAUUUUCAGGGUCUACUUCAAUCUAGCCAAUUUGGAUGUUAGCCGCAUCGAUGUGGGUUCCCUGCAGGAACAGCUGGACAACGCCGAGUUGUCCAUAAAGAUGAUCGAAAAGGAGCGCACAAAGGCUGAACAACAGAUGCGUAAUCUGAAGGAAACGCAAAAGAAAUGCCUCAAAACCAUCGCUGGUCUGGAGCAAAAGGUACAAAAGAAGGAGUUCCUCAUCAGUAGCUAUGCUGAGCAGAUCAGCAUCCUCAAGAGCGAUGCACUGGUGGUGGAUGGACUGCGCAAGGAGAACAAGUCACUGAAGUCGCAGAUCCAGGCCAUGGAGGGCAUCUCGGCCAUUCUGUCAGCUGGAUCUGCGGAUGCCGAGCGCCUGCUCAAGAACGAGAGCGAUCCCCAAGUCCUGGCCAACUGGGUGUCCACACUGAAGCGAGAGCUGCGCCAGUGCGAGAGCAAGAAGACUGAACUCAGGAACGUGGUCAAACUGGUGCAGAAUGAUCUACGCAAGGAGAUCGAACUCAAGCGCAAGUUGGAGGAGCGUGUUUCACACCUAGAGAGUGAUCUUUACCAAGCGCAGGAGAAGCUGCAAGCUCUACAAAGCAAGCCCAUUUGCUUGGACUCUCCCGACACCUCUUUUAGUCUGAAUAGCAACAUAAUGGCCCUUAAACGCGAAGCUAGGCGUUCCACCAUAUCGCCCACGAUUAAGGAGAAUAUCAAGCGUAUUGAAGAGUCCACCUCGCCAUAUCUCAACAUCAAAUCUAGCAGCGUGGGCUUGGUCCAUCUUCUCAAUACGAAGGGCAACAUUGGACUGGCCAAGACCAAAAUAUCGCCCAUCAAGGGAGCCAGCGGUGUGAGCAUGACCAGCGGAACCAUACGCAAAACCAGCAGUGAUCUCAGUGAAAAGUACUCAAUCUUCAAGAAGCCUCGCCUGCUGCUGGGCAGCUCGAGCAGCACUGGCCUGACGGCCACCGCUGGCUCCAACUUUGUAUUCAAUGGAAUGGGCGGCUCCGAGAAGGUGGAUCCCUUUGCACAGCGCGCCGAAGAAGAGGGUCUGGCGAGCAGCAGACCCACAGCUGUCCUUUCCCGGAACGUCAACCAGCGCCUUAAAGCCGGCUCCCUGCGCAAUUUCAACUUGGGCAAAUGAG
Drosophila elegans is the source of this 1416-nucleotide messenger RNA. It is a transcript of the gene nopo, whose product is annotated as E3 ubiquitin-protein ligase TRAIP. NCBI's taxonomy places the organism in Eukaryota, Metazoa, Arthropoda, Insecta, Diptera, Drosophilidae. The record is from RefSeq and is a predicted model, not a curated record. Bases 111 to 1415 code for a protein of 434 amino acids. Gene Ontology annotation, molecular function: zinc ion binding. The transcript has 7 exons.